GUACGUAACUACGAUGAACCCGGAACAAGUCGCUCCUGGAGUAGCUGCCAAACAAUCGACAAGGAUAAUGAUUGGCGAACCCAGAGGCGCUCCGCUCGGAUCGGAUAUGGUCGUGACAGGGGGCAGCAUUGGCAUUAUUCACGUGUGGGGAGAUAGGAUAUACAACACAAACAGGACCAGGAGACUGAACCCGAAACAGCGAAGGUGUCUUUUUUCCGACGAGAGUACCACUGGAAUGGGCACAAAAUACUACCUGCGGAGAAAUUGCAAGGCAGCAUGUUACAUGAAUCACAUGGUCCAUCACUGCGGCUGUUAUUUGGAGUUCAUGUUCGGCCUCAUGCAUCGUAAGUACCGUCGUUAAAAAAAAUUUCACACGAAAAUAAUAAGUACCAAACGUCCAAACUUAUAUUUGUCGUAA
This is a messenger RNA of Acyrthosiphon pisum (pea aphid), 418 nucleotides long. RefSeq lists its product as uncharacterized. Gene Ontology annotation, cellular component: membrane. NCBI's taxonomy places the organism in Eukaryota, Metazoa, Arthropoda, Insecta, Hemiptera, Aphididae. The record is from RefSeq and is a predicted model, not a curated record. The transcript is spliced from 2 exons. Gene Ontology annotation, biological process: sodium ion transport. Gene Ontology annotation, molecular function: sodium channel activity. Bases 14 to 361 code for a protein of 115 amino acids.